AUGUAUACUCCAACAACUUGUCUACUAUUGAAUUAUACUGUACAAUCUCAUCAGUGCGAAGAUUGUAGUUAUGGGUCGUGCAAAUAUUAUACAUGCUACAAUGAGUUUUUUCAAGCAACGUAUCCAAUUGCAAAUGGCACUUAUAUAAUAUCUACAACCUCGAGUAUAGAUAGAUCUGAACCGCAUCAACAAACACAGAUAAAUAAUGCGUACAAGUGUUUUUACCAGUUGAAUAAUGUCAUUCUUCUCCUGAUGGAACUCCCAAAUAACAACGCAAAUUUGGUACAGCUGAGCGUUGCGUUCUCCUUUGCUGGUCUAUGGAUUUUAAUUUUGGUUGCGUUGCUUAUGUUAUACUUAACGGCGGGUUGCAAAUGCUGCCAUUGCCGGGCUUUAUUGUCAAGUUGUGUAGCUCGGCUUCGCAUCGCGAAACAGCAAGUGAAAAAUAAACUACAAUUCACCAGUAAGAACGACAUAGAGAUGACUACAAGAACAUAA
Adineta ricciae is the source of this 495-nucleotide messenger RNA. NCBI's taxonomy places the organism in Eukaryota, Metazoa, Rotifera, Eurotatoria, Adinetida, Adinetidae. The record is from the annotation of a GenBank genome assembly.